Symbiodinium pilosum is the source of this 462-nucleotide messenger RNA. NCBI's taxonomy places the organism in Eukaryota, Dinophyceae, Suessiales, Symbiodiniaceae. The record is from the annotation of a GenBank genome assembly.
AUGUCUUCACAUCGUCAUCUAAGGUUCGAGAGACUGCGUUCACUGCAGGCCCUGGACCAGCCCUACUUGGAUUUUUCGUUGGACGUGGUCCCAGCACGAAGGCACUCACCGGCUCCAGUCAGACAUGAUCCACGAAACGAGAUUCUCCAAGCUCUUGAUGCCCAUGAGCACACUGCAAUUCUUGGCCGACGUGCGCCGCUUCCUCGCCAACAGAGAGGCGAGGAGCUGGGAUCCUUGUCUCCGCGGAAGCCGCCUGUUCCCUGCUUUUCAGGACGUGACAGCCAGUACGAGGAAGAUGCAGUGAAGACUGUUCGCAGCGGCAAACUCGCUGGGAAGGGUGAUCCGAAGAAAGCCAUGGACAGGAGCAUCCGUCGCUUGGACACAGCCGCAUCAAAAUUGGAAAAGGUCGCCAAGGCUCUGGUGGAAGAGGCACAGAGACAGUCCUUGAAGAGAGUUGGAUGA